CUGGAUGGCAGUUCGUAUUUGCAUCUAAAACGAACAGGAGAAGUAAAAGAAGCAAAGAUGGCAAACUACUUAUUUUUGAUGGAACUGGGGAAUAAAACAGUGACUGAUGGUGACAAUGCUAAUCUAAUAAAGUUAACAGUAACCGGGUGUGGAUUUUCAUUCGUUGGUACUAUGCUGUCGUUAUGCUUGAUAUGCUUUCUUCCUGUAGGAAAUGACAGCACGUUCAUAUUAACAAAUCUUUGCAUCAGUUUGGUGACAUCACAACUGGCGUUCAUAGCAGCAGAAAAUGCAUAUCCCGAAAAGGGGAUGUGUACAUCCGCCACAGUUGUUAUACAGUAUUUGUUUCUUGUUGUCCACUUCUGUUCUUUCUCAUAUGGGAUUCAUCUAUGCUCUAAGUUGAAAAAUUUUGGAGAUAUCAAGAAGAAACGCCCAGUGAUUGUUUUUAUGUGCUGGGGAGCGCCAUUAAUAAUAUCUUUAUUGACAGUCUCGCUGCGAGGAGGAGACUUUGGAAAAGGUUCUUUAUGCUGGUUACCUACGGAGCACGGAACCAGAUGGGCUUUUCUUGGUCCGGUGAUGAUGAUACAAAUUAUCAAUUGGUGUGUUUUUCUGCUAAUGAUGGCUACACGUUUCUCACUUGACAUUAAACGGGGAGAAAGUCUCCCUAAUAUAAUAAAGCAGCAGUGUUUAACUGGAGUGUCGUUGUUGAGUGUUUUAGGACUAACAUGGACUCUUGGUUUCAUCGUGACCUUUGGUUCUCCUAAGGUCAUGGCCUAUGUAUUCGUAUUCCUGGCAUCAACACAGGGAAUGCUACUUUUCUUCUGUCAUGUUCUUACUAACAAUCAAGUAAGGAAAGUUCUAUGCGUGAAGAUGAAACCGCGUGACCCUGACGCAUCCGUGUCUGUAGAUUACAGCGAGGAUUACACAAGGACAUCUAAUGUAUUUGAACACAGUGAAAGAAACCAUUCACGACUAGACCAUCCAUCCUCCGGACAUUCAGACAACGGAGUAAAGAUGAAUCGUCGCAGAUCUGAAGUCGUGACCAAAACUGAGAAGUUUGGACAUCAACUUGAGGUUCAGCAAAAUCAAUUACAGCAUAGAAGAAGACGUUCAUCCGGCCGAAAAAUGAGUGACAACUGAAUACUUCAACACCGGUCAGCACCAACAAAACAAAUAACUAAAAACAUAUCACGAUGUAUA
This is a messenger RNA of Mytilus trossulus (common blue mussel), 1197 nucleotides long. Its product is annotated as adhesion G-protein coupled receptor D1-like. NCBI's taxonomy places the organism in Eukaryota, Metazoa, Mollusca, Bivalvia, Mytilida, Mytilidae. Gene Ontology annotation, cellular component: plasma membrane. The record is from RefSeq and is a predicted model, not a curated record. Gene Ontology annotation, molecular function: G protein-coupled receptor activity. Gene Ontology annotation, biological process: cell surface receptor signaling pathway; adenylate cyclase-activating G protein-coupled receptor signaling pathway. Bases 58 to 1137 code for a protein of 359 amino acids. The transcript is spliced from 11 exons.